AGUGGGUCGUCCCGCUGCUCUCACUUCCCGAAUCCCCAAUUCCCCACCAGAACUCUCGCCACCAUGGCGCCACCGCGCCAGCCGCCGGAGCUGAUGGCCGAGCUCGUCGACGAGAUCCUCCUCCGCCUACCUUCAGACGAUCCCGCGUGCCUUGCCCGCGCCUCCCUCGUCUGCAAGCCCUGGUGCCACCUCCUCUCUGACCCUGCUUUCCUCCACCGCUACCGCGCCUUCCACAGGGCGCCUCCCCUGCUCGACUUCCUCGCUAACUUCCGCGAUCACAGCGACCCCCGCUUCGUCCCCGUCUCCAGCACAGCGCCCUGCCCCUUUGACCGGCCGGGCUUCCACUACUCCCGCUGCCUGUGGGUCAUGGACUGCCGCCAUGGGCACGUCCUCCUCCACGAGGCGUCGGGCGACAGCGAGGGCCUCAUUGCCUGGGACCCCAUCACGGGCGACCGGUGUGCCUGGGACCCCAUCGCGUGCGUGUACUCAUCAAAGGCUGGCGCGUGGGGUGCGCCGGCUUCCCGUCACUUAGGCCUCGAUUCGUACGUCAACAUGAACCAUGGCGCCCUCAUCGGAGAUGAGCUCUACUCCACACCUUUGCUGGGUGGCAGAAUUUUGAAGUACGACAUGGACAAGAAUUGUUUAUCCCCGAUUGACCCUCCGGGGGACGACUACGGCGGGAACGUUGUUCUCAUGCUGGCGGAGGACGGACCUUCACCUUUUGUUGCGGAGAACUUUUACAGUACACCUAAAUGA
Phragmites australis (common reed) is the source of this 756-nucleotide messenger RNA. RefSeq lists its product as uncharacterized. The coding region runs from base 64 to 756 and encodes 230 amino acids. The transcript has a single exon. Gene Ontology annotation, molecular function: protein binding. The record is from RefSeq and is a predicted model, not a curated record. NCBI's taxonomy places the organism in Eukaryota, Viridiplantae, Streptophyta, Magnoliopsida, Poales, Poaceae.